GCUUUCAACUUCCAUUAAAAGCAAUCCAAGAAAAAAAAUGAAGCAAGCAUUGGUCGUGUACUUGUUAAUAUCAACGGUUAGGGAACUUGUUCGGGUAGUGAUGACGGAAAAUUGUGGAACGGAUUUUAACCACGUAAUGGCUUUGGUUGGGUACGGGACGGACCCAACCGAUAUAAAGUAUUGGAUAGUGAAGAAUUCAUAUGGUCUCCAAUGGGGAGAGGGCGGAUAUAUUAGGAUCGAGAGAGGGAUUGAUGAUCCAAGAGGGCGCUGCGGAAUUGUGAUGCUUGCUUGCAUACCGUUUUCAACCGUCCCAACUCCCAAAACCGUUGACCCGACCCGACCCGUUUCAAAGAACCGGCUCGUCGUCACACGGUCUCUGGUGACGAAAUGGCCACGCGUGACUGCGUUUUAUACUGCGCUCUCUUUUGAUUUGGUUUCUCUUCCUCUUUUGGUUUUGGCAUUGGUGCUUCUGGAGAAGAUGAGUGCGGUAGAACCAGACAUGGAAGAUCUGUUCCAGGAGAAGAAGCGUGUCAGGAAUCCUCUCGUUCCUCUCGGUGCACUUAUGACUGCGGGAGUGCUCACAGCUGGGCUGAUUAGUUUCAGAAGAGGCAAUUCUCAGUUGGGUCAGGUUUUGAUGAGAGCUAGGGUGGUCGUCCAGGGUGCUACAGUCGCUUUAAUGGUUGGAACCGCUUAUUACUAUGGUGCGUGUGCUCUCGCUCUGAGUGUAGAAAUCUGUGGUCUUGCUAGGAUUUAUAACUUGUUACUUUUGUCUGAAAUCCAUGAAACAGAAGCUCUUUCACCUAAAUCUUCAUUUGCAACAACUAUUACUGUUCUGAACCAGAAAGAUCCAUCUUCAAGCUCUAUAGUCUCGGUUUUAUGCUUAGUUAUCUCGGUUCUUGCUCUUAUCAUCGUCUUCCUCGGUGUCCUCUACUUAAUCUUCAAAUUUCUCCGCAAGUCCUCGACUUUAUUUCCCAUUCCCCAUUUCAAUCCCAACCCAGAUCUCUCUUCUUCCUCCUCUCCUCAGCUCCAGCAACUCUUCUUCCUCCAUGACUCUGGUCUAGACCAGACCUCCAUCGAUGCACUUCCCGUGUUCCUCUAUGGUAACGUAACCAUGAGUCUGAAAGAGUCUUUCGAUUGCGCCGUAUGUCUCAAUGAGUUCUCUGACGCAGACAAGCUCAGGCUACUCCCAGUCUGUAGCCACGCAUUCCAUCUUCACUGUAUCGACACAUGGCUUCUCUCCAACUCUACUUGCCCUCUCUGCAGACGAUCACUCUCAACCUCAAACGUCUGCUAUAACCAUGCUGAGGCUCUUGUCGUCCCCUUGUCCGGGCAUCAGCAGGUCGACGAAGGCAAAUCCUCCCUUGCUAAAAGAGUCUUUUCUGUUCGUCUUGGGAGAUUCAAAAGCACGAACGAAAGUCAAAGUCAACGACAUGAUGUCAAAGAUGAAAUUGGUGUAGGAAUGCCAAGAAGGUGUUACUCGAUGGGCAGGCAACAGUAUCUCGAAUGCGAUCAAGAUUUUGUGGUGGCUCUGUCUUCGUCUCCUCGUGAGGGAAAUACCGGUAAUAAGUAACUGCUCCAUUCACGAGGGUGAUUCAGUAAAACAAGACUCUGGUGGUUUGGGUCGGCUCUAAUGGAUUGUAGUAGAAAAGAGAGUAUGUCUAUGUCGAAGAUCUGGUUUUGGUCUGAGAAGAAGAAGAGAGUACUAUAGUUCGGUUUAUUAAACAAAAAUAGGUGGUUUUUUUGUUGCAUCUUAGUCUUCCUUGUUACUACAGACAUGAAAUCGUUAAGGAAUAGUUUUUGUGAUUAGGUAAUGCGAGAAGAAAUAAUAUACACGGAUUAAUUCC
Molecule: messenger RNA, 1844 nt
Organism: Arabidopsis arenosa
Lineage: Eukaryota; Viridiplantae; Streptophyta; Magnoliopsida; Brassicales; Brassicaceae
Source: the annotation of a GenBank genome assembly